Botrytis fragariae is the source of this 726-nucleotide messenger RNA. RefSeq names its product putative cytochrome p450 protein. Gene Ontology annotation, molecular function: heme binding; oxidoreductase activity, acting on paired donors, with incorporation or reduction of molecular oxygen; steroid hydroxylase activity. The transcript is spliced from 3 exons. The coding region runs from base 1 to 726 and encodes 241 amino acids. Lineage: Eukaryota; Fungi; Ascomycota; Leotiomycetes; Helotiales; Sclerotiniaceae. The record is from RefSeq and is a predicted model, not a curated record.
AUGGCAUGGGAGGCUACAAAUUGGAAAUCUAUGUACAAACUACCUGACUUCAUGGGACAAGAUAUGAUUAGUGCCAGAAGCGAAUUUAUUGACACAUUGUGCAAAUACUUUGAGACGCCUAGGAAAGACCGGUCUGAUUCACUGUAUUUUGUAACCACCAUGGAGGAAGAAAUACGCGCAGCUGGCUUGAGUGAUCGCGAAACUGCAGGAAUACAAAUGCUACAUUUAUGGGCUAUCACCGCCAAUGUGUGCAAUGUUGCAUUCUGGGCAAUAGCCCACAUUGUCCAUAGCCCAGAAUUACUUGGCCAUAUCCGCGCAGAAGUAGCUCAAUCUAUAGGAACAGAUGGAGAAACGGUAGAUUUGAAGUACCCUACAGAAGACUGUCCACAGCUCGAAGCUUUCUUCAAGGAAGUCCUGAGGAUCAACUCAGCAGGAGCACUUGCACGCGAAUGGGAAGGUAAUUGCGAAAGGCACAAAAGCCUUACACGCAGUCAAAAUUUUCGACCCUUUGGAGGCGGUCAUACACUCUGUCCAGGGCGUUUUAUUGCCAAAAAAUCAGUUUACACCAUAGUGGCUCUUCCUUUUUCUCAAUACGAUGUUACUUUGGAUACUGACAACGCCAAUCAAAAGUUUUCACGCAUAGAUGAAGCUACGGCAGGAAUUGGAAAAAUGGCACCGAUGCCUGGAGAAGAUGUUAAAUUGGUCAUUAAGCCGGUGAGGAAUUAA